Molecule: messenger RNA, 714 nt
Organism: Rangifer tarandus platyrhynchus (Svalbard reindeer)
Lineage: Eukaryota; Metazoa; Chordata; Mammalia; Artiodactyla; Cervidae
Source: the annotation of a GenBank genome assembly
AUGGAAUGUAGACAGAAGAAAUGCCUCCGUCCAGCCCUUACUGGGCCUGAGCCCGUUACACGUGGAAGCACCCCAGCGGCCCGCCGGAUCCCGCACUGGUCAGAGGCGGGGCCAAUGGGCGGGCAGAAAGGGAGGCGCGUGCGCACAGCGGGCCAGGGAGGGGGCGGAGCAGAGGAAAAACGUACUGAGGACGGGAGCUGGCGAGGUUCAUGCUGGAGUGCUUCGCGUCUGGGGAAAAACUGGUGGCAGCUGGAAGCAACAAGGGUACCGGUGACCAUGAGAUCUCUGCGACUGCUCAGAAUUCCCUUCCUGUGUGGCUUGCUCUGGGCCUUUGGUGCCCCGGGGGCCAGGGCCGAGGAGCCCGGGGCCAGCUCCUCCCAUCACGGCAGCAUGGGCCUGGAUAAGAACACAGUGCAUGACCAAGAGCAUAUCAUGGAGCAUCUCGAAGGUGUCAUCAACAAACCAGAGGCGGAGAUGUCCCCACAAGAGCUGCAGCUCCAUUAUUUCAAAAUGCAUGAUUAUGAUGGCAAUAAUCUGCUCGACGGCCUAGAACUCUCCACGGCCAUCACGCAUGUCCAUAAGGAGGAGGGAAAUGAGCAGACACCAAUGAACGAAGAUGAGUUGAUCAACUUAAUAGAUGGUGUUCUGAGAGACGAUGACAAGAACAAUGAUGGAUACAUCGACUAUGCCGAAUUUGCAAAAUCCCUGCAGUAG